ACUUGUUGCUUUCCAUGUCCUAUUCAGGAUUGGCUCUACCCUCCAGAAUGGAAACAGCAACUUCGGGUCCCAAACUACCUAAGCAUUCUUUCCGUCGCGCUUUGCUGCUUCCUACUCCUCUCUUUCGCCGUUCUACCCCCUGGUCAAACGCACCGCCAUUACCUUAGCGUAGGACUCCUGUUUCCGGUCCUCUUCAUCUCACUCUCCUUUGUUAUUCCGGUUGCUAUCGACCCGCCACUCUGCCACGACGCCAUAACUCCCAACGAUAUGCAUACGAGUUUCUCAUGCGCAAUUGCAGGAGCUCUCGUCACUCUUGGAGGAAUAGGCUGCGUCAUCUGGGUCUUUCUCCGCAGUCUCUGGCUUCACAUCCGCAUUCUGUGGGAUCGUGAUCCAGGCCCAAAGUUUCAAUGGGGUUCCAUCGCUGCCGGGACAUUACUUCCUCUCGUCUUCCUUAUCGCCUUGCUCACCUCGACUGGCUUCAGCUACCGCAUGGGUCAGACAUGUCUUCCAAACCACGAAAACGCCAUUGUGACCUUCUGGGUGUGGCUGGUCAUCUUCGCCACUGCUGGAUUCAUUCUCCAAGCAGUGACAACUGGAUAUUGCAUUUUCGUCUACCUCCGGACUCGGCGUCGCGAGCGAAACUCGUUGGGUUCAGCUCAGCGCGGUCAAGCGAUGCAAAAGCAAGAGACGUGGAGGAAUGUCAAGAAGUUGAUUCUUUUACAGUGGCGCAAUAUCGCCGUUAGUAUUCUGACAAUCGUCGGUUCCGUUGCGUUCUUCAUCGUCUUCUGGACCUAG
This is a messenger RNA of Westerdykella ornata, 795 nucleotides long. RefSeq lists its product as uncharacterized. Lineage: Eukaryota; Fungi; Ascomycota; Dothideomycetes; Pleosporales; Sporormiaceae. The annotation marks the transcript as partial. The record is from RefSeq and is a predicted model, not a curated record. The transcript is spliced from 2 exons.